AUGAUUGAUUCUGAAGCCAAGAAACAGUAUGAUCAUUUCUUGAGUCUCAAUGUGUUGUUAUUGAAAGCUGGAGGAAGUUCCGGCGAUCAACAUUUGUUGAAACGUCCACUAGGGUUAGUGACAUUAGCUUUUUUAACUGUUUGGUCUGUUGGCGAAUGGCAUCAAGUGAUUGUAAAUCUCAAAAUCGACGAGGAAAUUACCGUUCGUGGAAUUGGUGCAAUAUUUUCUGGAUAUUUGGCAACAACUAAGGGACUCAGUCUCAUUUUCCAGGCUAAGCAGCUCCGCGAGAUUUUGCUAAGCUUAUCGGUGAUGUGGGAGGACCGGUAUCAGGUGGAGCAAAAUAGAACCGUCAUGCUGACCAAGGCGAAGAAGGCCUAUCAUAUGACCAUUUUUUAUUUCAUAACAUGCAUGUUAAUGUCCGCUGUUUUUCAUCUAAAUCCUUACAAGGUUCUGUUGGAACAGUAUUUUGAAUCAAAAACAGUUAAUAACGCGUACAAUUUCACGACCAUUAUGCCCGUGAAAUAUCCCUUCGACAUUAAUUAUGUUGGCAAUUACAUUCCAGUGAUGAUCGUCGAACACGCUAUAACAGUGUUCUUUUUAAUUUACCUAGCAUCAACGGAUACGUUGUUUUUCCAGCUGCAAACUCACCUGUGUCUUCAUUUUAAGCUUCUUCAAUACGAUUUAGAAUAUAUUAUUGAACAAACUACGUCGACAGCUGUUUCGGACGAACAAAAAUGUAAAGUAUCUCUAAGGCUGUCCAAGAUUGUCAAUCGUCAGAAUGAAUUGUACUUGUUGUGCGAGAGAGUAGAAAAAAUAUUUCGUCCAAUAUUCUUCGCAUCAAUGCUCGUAACGUCUCUCACGAUUUGUCUAUCUCUUCACCAGAUACAACAGAUGCUCGCUGUCGGUCAAUUUUUCGAAACAUUAGGACAAUUGUCACACGGUGUUGUACUCCUGACUGAAAGUGCAAUUUAUUGUGGGUGCUCAACUAUGUUGAGCAACGAGACCGAGUUAUUAGCAAUCGCUGCUUACAACUGUCCGUGGCUAUGUUUCGGAAAGCAAAUUUGCAAUCAGUUGAAAUUUCUGAUGCUUCGAUCCCAAAAAGCAUUUCGCUUUACAGCUAAUGGAUUUUUCAGACUUGAUCUGCCUCAGCUAACUACCAUUGUUAGUGCUGCAGCUACGUACUUUACUCUUCUAAACACGCUUGUCAAGCAGAAAUAA
This is a messenger RNA of Neodiprion virginianus, 1218 nucleotides long. Its product is annotated as odorant receptor 47a-like. Gene Ontology annotation, cellular component: plasma membrane. The record is from RefSeq and is a predicted model, not a curated record. The coding region runs from base 1 to 1218 and encodes 405 amino acids. Gene Ontology annotation, molecular function: odorant binding; olfactory receptor activity. The transcript is spliced from 8 exons. NCBI's taxonomy places the organism in Eukaryota, Metazoa, Arthropoda, Insecta, Hymenoptera, Diprionidae. Gene Ontology annotation, biological process: detection of chemical stimulus involved in sensory perception of smell; sensory perception of smell.